ACCCAACCGCGUAUUGUUGCGCAAAUCUCGGCCUUGCGAGACAUCAUGAGUUGGCAGUCUCUACUUGUAAGAGGCCGUCGUCUCUCAGAUACGCCGCUCUGUGCCAAGAUCGACUCCGCAAUCAACGAUGCCCAACCCACUGACUCGCCCAUCGACGCGUUCAUCAGCAUCUGGCCCAAACUCGAAGGGGACUAUGCUAUGAUGGUAGACGCAUUGAUCAAAUACUGCGAGGACCAAAUGCAUAAGAAAGAAAUCAACUGCGACGUCUCCGGCCGACCAAAACGCCUGGAUUCUAUCCGAAAGUCCGCUGCACGUCGUGAAACGCACCAGAACAAGCGAUACUCAAACGUUGGGGAAAUUUUCAACACUGUCCAUGACCUUGCAGGAAUUCGAAUCGUGGUGGAAAUCCCAUCCAGCAUCAAUACAGUAACCGCAUUCCUUCAGGACACCUUCCACAAGGCUGGCGAACCGUCUCACUUCACGUCUGACCGCAAAAUCAGUGACACUUGGGCUCCUUGGUUCGGAGCUUAUCAGGCAACCAACCAUCGCGUCAAAGUGAAACUCGGCACCGCUGAUGUUCUUUCUCCCUACCAAGAUGUUCUGUUCGAAAUCCAGCUCACCACUCUUUCUGAACAGUUAUACAACAAAGCUGCACAUGAUUGGAUCUACAAGAAAUCACACGGGCCUCUUACUAGCAGGGAUGAGAUAUUGAUCGACAUGCUGCAUGGUGCGGCUCUGAUUUACUCACUUGGCAUGGUGUACCUUCAAGACGGAGAAAAGUCUGUUGACUCAAAACUCAUUGAUGGCAUGAAAGAGGCCUACUCAAAGGACGACCCAGAGACAUUGGUGAAGAUGCUACCGGAUCACCUGAGAUUUGGAGAGCAGAACCAAUCGAUCAGCGACCAGUUCUCCGGCAAGCCGAUUCCAUUCGAACUUGUCACAAAAGCCAUGGAUUCGCCAGCUACCAGAGGGUCUGAAUCCAAUUUAUUGGAAUCGAUCGUCCAGUACAUACAGGCCAGCGCCUUUGACCGCGUCAUGGCAUGGGUUAACGACGCCGAGGGAGAGACCUUCUUUUGGCUACAUAGCCCUGCUGGCACCGGAAAGUCGACAUUGGCUCGGAGUCUUGUGACUAAACUGCUGGCCACGAAGCAACUGGCAGCUGGCUAUUUCUUCCAACGACAAGAUGCGGUUGGAAGUGGUACAUCUCUAUUCUUCCCAACCAUCGCAAGCCAACUCAUGAACACUAUUCCGGAAUUCGACGUCUUCCUUCGAACGUCUUUGAAGGAUGCAAAGAACCCAAAACUGGAAAGCAAACCUCUUGAGGAUCAAUUCAAAAUCCUCAUCCAGGACCCUCUUUCAGCAAUGGAUGGACCGAAAACCACAAGAGUCAUUAUUGUCGAUGCCCUGGAUGAAUGCAAUGCUCCAGAUCACCUUUACCGCCUUCUCAGUUUGUUUUCACGUCUCAACGAUAUCGAUUCUCUCCGGUUGCGCGUUUUCAUCACCAGCAGGCUUGUGUUUUCUAUCCAAAAGACUUUCCAAACUCUCAGCAAGGAAAUGGUUCCGUACUGUAGUCUUGACCUACAUCGAGAAUUCCUGGAAGAAACAAACAAUGGAAUCAAGAUUGUCUUGGAGGCCGGGCUCGCAAAAAUCAAGGUGGAAAACAACAUUAAAACAGACCCUUGGCCGAGUAUCGAAGACUUUGGUCAGAUAUUGAGCCAAGCGACAACUCCCUCACCUCUCUUUAUCUAUGCCAAAACUCUCCUACGUUUCGUUAAUCAAAAAGGGCGGCCACCCAGACGACUUAAGAUGUGGCUUGAGAGGCACCACAGUAAUGCGACUCAACUGGAGGAUUUGUACGCCACGGUUUUUCAGGAUUUGGACCGAGACGAAGAAACUGGAAAGUCUGGAGCACUUCUCAGUGCAGAAAAGCAAGUCCUGUUGCAUGUCUUGGGCGCCAUCGUUCUUGUCGCUAUCCCACUUCCCGCCGCAGCAUUGGCAGUCCUGCUUGACAUUGAGAGGGACGAUGUCGAUGAUCAUGUCAAAAGUCUACACGCGGUGCUGCAUGUUCCCACUACCGACCAGGCUCCGGUUGAAAUCGUUCACAAGUCUUUUGCCGACUUUCUACUCCGAAAUCGACAAAACGAUGCCAACGCUUUUUGGGUCGACGCCCCAGAAACACAUGCAAUGCUUGCAAGAGGAUGCAUCCAGCGCAUGUGUAAAGGACUCUGCAAAAAUAUCUGCAAGCUCGAUCACCCUGGGACGUUGAGGGAUGCUAUCAAACGGGCGACCAUCAACCAAUCCAUACCAGUCGAACUUCGGUAUGCUUGCGUCUAUUGGGUGCACCAUGUGGUUCAUAGCAAAGAGCACAUCGACAAAAUCGACAUCUCUUCAAUUCUUCACGAGCAUUUCCUUCAUUGGCUUGAAGCUUUGUGUCUUUUGGGAAAACUUGAAGACGGGAUCAUAGCGAUUCAAGACCUUCUCGGUGUUAUUCAGUUCACAUCUACAACCAGCCGUCUUGUUGAGUUUUUGAAACACACUGAGCGGUUUGCUCUUGCUCACACACAAAUCAUUGAACGGGCACCUUUGCAGAUAUACGGUUCUGCUCUAGUGUUCACUCCAACAGAGAGCAUGGUCUACCAAAAAUACUGGAAGGAUCAAAAGCUGGCAUGUAUCAAAACCACUCUGGAGGCUCAUGAAAGCGAAAUCACUGCCCUUGCUGUUUCUGGCAAUACAAUAGCGUCGGCGUCGUAUGACUUGCAACUCAAACUGUGGGACUCCAGAACCGGUAUUCAUCGGCAGACAUUUGAGUGUACUGGCCAUCUUCUAGCCAUUGCAUUCAUGUCGGAUGGAAACAAGCUGAUAUCUAUUUCGAUUUUUGGGAAAAUCCAGAUGUGGGACUUGUCGACCGGAAAUGUCACCUUCCUCCACGCGAAUCCAGUCCACGGCCGUAGAAUGGGCUGCGCAGCGUUUUCUCCAGAUUGCAGCCUACUAGCUACGGCCACACUGGACAUUCCUUACAAGGUGGACUGGUGGAAUCUCAAAACGGGGGUGCAUUCCCACACAGUCGACUUGGGCCAAAUCACCCACAUUGCCUAUUCACCGGACGGCUCGGUGGUCGCAUUAUCACGGCUCUAUGGAGGAUCAACAUACCUGCUACAUGCAGCGACAGGUAUUCUUAAAAACGAAUUGAGAUUCGAUGUAUCUGCCUGUGCCGUGGCCUUCUCUCCAGAUAGCAGCAAGCUUGUGAUGCGGAGGUCCUGUUCCAUACAGAUAUUGGAUAUAGCCACAUGUACUCUGCAGUCCACCAUCGAGGACCAAAAAAUCCGUGGUUCUCCACUUCAGUCCUCUUGGAAUGGAGGUAGGCUUAUAUUGGCUGAUGGUCCAAACCUAAUGGUCUGGGACGUGACAACAAUUGCCAAUCAGCCCACAACCGAGAAGGGACGAAUGUGUUAUGCCUUAUCGCAAGAUGCCAAGUAUCUUGCAUUGGCUUUGACCAAUGAUGAGAUAUCUCUUCAAAACCCAAUGACCGGUGCUCAAUAUUGGUCGGCAAAGAUAGCCUUAGUGGAUAAGAUAGCCUUUUCACCGAACGGGAAGAUACUUGCGACAACCUCAAUAUUUAAUAGCAUAAGUCUCCUUGACACAGAAACAAGUGCUGUAAAAUAUCAAUUCGAACUCAACCGACUCGAUCCCCACUGGAACCAUCGAACAAGCACAAUAGCCAUCUCGCCAAAUGGAAAGACACUCGCAGCAGCCACAGUUCGCGGGUCGGUCAAACUCUGGAAUUUAGGAACUGGCGCUCACAUUAGAACAUUUCGUCGCACGGAUUUUAGAAGAACCAUGGUUUUCUCAGACGACGGACAGCACCUCCUCAUGGAUGAUAAGCCAAUGGCUAUAUAUCCGGACUCGGGUGAUGAUCCGAAGCCGCGAGAUCGCCAGAUAUUGGUCAGUGGAUGUUGGAUAACUCGAGAUGGAAAAGCAUUUCUUUGGCUCCCAGAAGAAUACAGGCCCGAGUGCGAGGCGAGUGAUGGCAGUCGCCUUGUUUUGGUAGUAAAUGAUCAUGGGCGAGCUAUUUGCUUUGAUUUUGACCUACCAUUGUUAGAUUCGUCCCCGAUCUAG
This is a messenger RNA of Ilyonectria robusta, 4116 nucleotides long. RefSeq lists its product as uncharacterized. Bases 46 to 4116 code for a protein of 1356 amino acids. Gene Ontology annotation, molecular function: protein binding. The transcript is spliced from 4 exons. Lineage: Eukaryota; Fungi; Ascomycota; Sordariomycetes; Hypocreales; Nectriaceae. The record is from RefSeq and is a predicted model, not a curated record. Gene Ontology annotation, biological process: guanosine tetraphosphate metabolic process.